Messenger RNA from Gongylonema pulchrum, 543 nucleotides. Lineage: Eukaryota; Metazoa; Nematoda; Chromadorea; Rhabditida; Gongylonematidae. The record is from the annotation of a GenBank genome assembly.
AUGAAAGACCUUGAAAAAUCCACACAUAUACUCACAAACACAGAUGCACGCAAAACACACACACAAACAUGCGCACACAUACGCACCGUGCCAUCAACACGCAUUUUCAACCAUCAUACCCAUUUGGCCCGAUCGUCAACAAGCCGUCGGUCGAAGCACGGCCGAACACUUCAGUACAGUCCAGUGCGCGGCGGUUCAAAGUCCUGGCGGCACUUGUCACCCGUCGGCCAAGCAUCACAGUCUCCUCUGCUACACAGCCCUCAAGUAACUUGGCUUCCUGUGCUAUCGCAUGAAAAAAUACGUGAAAAUAUAAGAUAUCCAGUGAAAUGUGCAUUAUGUAACAGAGUUUAUGAACGAUAUUAUAUGGCUGCUCACGAGCGCACUCACACCGGCGAGCAGCCUUUCCAGUGUCCGAUCUGUCCUAGACGUUUCUCAGAGAAAGGUAGCAUGAAAAUGCAUGUGGUGCGUAUGCAUGGGAUCAGCGAUCCACAUGAACUGGAACUUCUGACAGAGCCAGCCAUUAUGGAACCCCAGCAUCCAUAA